CGCUUCGAAACGUCAAACUGUUCCGACAGCUCGAAAGGUAGGUAGCAAGAAAAUAAACAACAAAUUGGAAAAGAAUUUGCAGCAAAGCGGCAUUAUCGAAGGGCCAAAUCACGGGGCAUGUAGGCCUGCGGAACCGUUCGCCGGUGCAGAACGACUAGCAAUCAACCCACAAGCAGCUAGCUGGGACUACAAUCAACCACUCGCCAAACGCAAACGCUAUCAGCACGUAAUUCCCAAACCUUGGAGGAAAAAAACUUACCAAAAAUUGCGAAAUUCGGUAUCCCCAAUCGCCCUGGGUGGAUCAAGCGCAUAAAGACAGCCCGUGCCAAUUCCGGCAAUUAAUCCGGCGCCCCAGUUAUCCGGCCAGUAACACUUAAAGAUGCAAAAGCUAAAGAUGUUCGUGCAGCGGAACCUGGUGACGAUCGUGAUGAUUCCAUCGCUGAUCGGUCUGCACUGGGCGUGGGACUCCCUGCAGCACAACCGAGCCCUCGUGUCCGACUACGAGCGCAAGGAUCUGCCGGUCGUAAUCGCGGCAAAAGCGCUAUGGCAGCGGGUUACCAACGAAGCAGAAUCCAGCGAACAGCAGCAGGACAAAUCGCAGUAACGUUCAUGGGGUUCUGCUCCUUCCAACACCAAGGAGCGCACCGACUCGUUUUUGUAUAUGAAUCGUUGUUUUGGGGGUUCGUUUGCCGGUAGCGGUGGUGACCUUGUAUGGAAAUAAAUUAAAGCAUGAGUAGCGUUUAAA
Molecule: messenger RNA, 745 nt
Organism: Anopheles merus
Lineage: Eukaryota; Metazoa; Arthropoda; Insecta; Diptera; Culicidae
Exons: 3
Coding region: 380-604 (74 amino acids)
Source: RefSeq, a predicted model, not a curated record